Colletotrichum tamarilloi is the source of this 1374-nucleotide messenger RNA. RefSeq lists its product as uncharacterized. The record is from RefSeq and is a predicted model, not a curated record. Bases 1 to 1374 code for a protein of 457 amino acids. The transcript is spliced from 2 exons. Lineage: Eukaryota; Fungi; Ascomycota; Sordariomycetes; Glomerellales; Glomerellaceae.
AUGGCAGUUUACGAUGGCCUUCCGCCACGAGUUAUGCAAGCCCGAGAUGUUUUGGUCAAGGCCACUCAAGCGGACACCUUGCCAGCGCCAUCAUUGCGCAAGGCUUUGACGGACGCCUUCUUUGAAUUUGCCUUUCCUUACUUUCCCGUCGUUGAUGCGGAUGACCUCUCGAGGGGAGAGUCGUCGAUCCUUUUACAGCAAGCUGUGUGCCUCGUCGGCAGUCUUAUGCGCCAUGACCCCAGCAGUAUGACUUUGAGUUACUCACUCUACGAGAAGAUUGAAACUUUGAUACAUGUCGAGUUCGAAAAAGACAACGUGUUCCUCCUCAAGACACUAUGUCUCUUGUCAUGUUGGGCCCCGGCCUCACCAUAUCUUGUCACGCUUCAUGGGCCGUGGCAUUGGACUGGUAUGGCUGUGCGUGAGACACUCAUGGUCGCCUGCUGGGGCCGGCCUCGUUCGCUGAAGCUUACAGACUGCGAUGUUCAGCCACUUGCAGCUUCGGACUUUGAAACACAAGGGGUAUUCACAACGGUCUCUUUACAAUUCACCGGACUCAUGAACGUGAUUGGCAAGUUGUCGGAGUUGAACACCAGGAAAGGCGUACCAGUUGAAUCCGAGGUCGAAACUGUCAUUGCCUCGCUUUGCGAAUGGAAGAGCGGCCUGCCGGACGUGUUACGGCUCUACGAUGCAGACGGUACUCGGAGAACUUAUCACCGUUAUACUUCAGAGUUGCAUAUCCAUUAUUUGACGGCCAUCAUAAUCGUGCAGAUGCUUAGCAAGAGCCGUCAUGCUCCGUGGCGGACGUCUCACGCCUCAAUUAUAGCGGCGACCCAUGUUGCCGAGUUGUACGAGGAGAUCCACUACAGAGAGGAUGCUUCUCACUUGCUGAGCAUCAAUGGCUUCAUGGCUCUAGUGGCCGCAACUGUGUUGGUAUUCCACCGGCCAAACACGUUAGAGAAGGAAACGAUUCGCAAGAAUGGCAUUGAAAGCAUCUGUUCAGUGCUGCGCGUUAUGAGCAAGAAGUAUGGCGGCGCACGAUCAGUGCUCCAGAGAAUUCAGGGACUGCAAAUCCAAGCUGAGCGGAGAGACGCAUCUCUCAACAAUCUCCAGAACGAUACUUCAUCGUCAUCUGCGACAUGGGUGGCAAGGAGCGUUAACGCGCAUAUCCAUGAGUUACUCCCAUUUCCGCUCAGUCUUGAUGAAAACGUGAAUAUCUUGGACCGAGCAGAAGCUGUCACAGAUCGCUUGCCGGAUGAUCGAGUGGUCACUGCAACUACCGCACCUGUUGAGGAUGUGUCGAAUGAUAUUUUUUCGUUAAUGGAUAUUCUAGAGAUGGAUUUCGAUCCAUUCGAUAACACUACUAGCUUCGUGUGA